UGUAGUUUGCCCGGAGCUCAAGAAACGAUCUGCUACUUUGAGCUACUUCUUCGUCUUCUUCGUCUCUCUCUCGAAACCCUUUGGCUCGACUUGAUUACCUCUCUUCAGUAAGAUCUGAUUCGAGUUUUCGAGAGGAAAAGAUCGUUGCUUGGCAUCUGGGGUUUAAAAAGAUGAAGCUUGAUACAAGUGGGUUCGAGACCUCCAUGCCCACGAUUGGAUUCGAGUCGAGCAACGAUAUGCUUGAUGGGUUUUCUACUGUGCCCUCCUUUGACCUUCCCCGCACUACUGAUUUCGAUGGGUUUCAGAAAGAAGCAGUACAGAUGGUGAAGCCAGCGAAAGGAACAACUACACUCGCUUUCAUCUUCAAAGAAGGUGUCAUGGUCGCUGCUGACUCUCGUGCUAGCAUGGGUGGAUAUAUCUCGUCACAAUCUGUGAAGAAGAUUAUUGAAAUCAAUCCUUAUAUGCUUGGUACAAUGGCUGGAGGAGCUGCUGAUUGUCAAUUCUGGCACAGGAAUCUUGGAAUUAAGUGCCGUCUACAUGAGCUGGCAAACAAGAGGAGAAUCUCUGUUUCCGGAGCUUCAAAACUUCUAGCAAACAUGCUCUACUCGUACCGUGGAAUGGGACUUUCCGUCGGCACGAUGAUCGCUGGAUGGGACGAAACUGGUCCAGGACUUUACUAUGUCGACAACGAAGGAGGAAGGCUCAAGGGAGACAGGUUUUCAGUCGGUUCCGGUUCACCAUACGCUUAUGGUGUACUUGACAGCGGGUACAAAUUCGAUAUGUCAGUUGAAGAAGCUUCCGAGCUAGCAAGGAGAUCAAUCUACCAUGCGACAUUCCGUGAUGGAGCCAGUGGUGGAGUUGCUAGCGUGUACCACGUGGGUCCUAAUGGAUGGAAGAAACUGUCGGGAGAUGAUGUUGGGGAGCUACACUAUCACUACUACCCUGUGCCACCAGCCACUGCCGAACAAGUCAUGGAGGAAGCGGCCGCCGAGUAAUAACAUUCACUCUCUAGCUUAAACUUUGUUUCUCAACUAUAAGAUUCUCCUUUUAUUCUGCAAGUGCACACUCUUUAUUUUGUUCAAGCAGCUCUGGUUCAACCAUGAAAUUAGGAACCUGUGAUUGGUUUUGACAAUUUGAUUAGGUAAGCUUUCAUGUGCAA
Molecule: messenger RNA, 1159 nt
Organism: Brassica oleracea var. oleracea
Lineage: Eukaryota; Viridiplantae; Streptophyta; Magnoliopsida; Brassicales; Brassicaceae
Product: proteasome subunit beta type-5-B-like
Exons: 9
Coding region: 171-995 (274 amino acids)
Cellular component (GO): proteasome core complex
Molecular function (GO): threonine-type endopeptidase activity
Source: RefSeq, a predicted model, not a curated record